AUGGCGUUGCAUGGUGGCAGUAAUAGGUGGCUUGACUGUUUGGCGGAUCGUGCUGGAUGGCGGCGUCUUGGCAUCUUCAUCUAUUUGACGACUUCACGGGGCACAGGCCCACAGGCAGGAUCUGUAUUUCUCUGUUGUUGCACUCCUUCUUCAGUUUUGUUGUUUCAGUGGUAUGAACCUCUGAACAAAUUCUUGCUCGUGAGGUCAUCUGAACUUGACAGUUCCUUACGAUUUCCGCUAAGUCCUUUUGAGUUGAUCAACGCACGCACCGAUUUUCCUCAGCUUUGUGUUGGUGUACAGGCUACUGAGAGUAACGACAAGUACGAAUUCAGCUGGGUGAAGUUUGAAGACAGAAAGAUAUUGAAUCCGACGGAAACUCUUGACGUUUCUAUGUUCAACAACGCGAAACUUGAUGUACCUGAAAAGAGGAGAACCAUUGCACUACAUUUAGCUGGUUCCCCCUUCUGCUGCAUUUCAAUCGGGCUGUAGAGACCUGAGAGAUACUUUGAGCAAAUCUCAAAGUAUGGGACUCAUGUGGG
Molecule: messenger RNA, 539 nt
Organism: Cylicocyclus nassatus
Lineage: Eukaryota; Metazoa; Nematoda; Chromadorea; Rhabditida; Strongylidae
Source: the annotation of a GenBank genome assembly